AUGGCACCAGAUACAUCUGCUCCACCGGGGGCUCCCUCUUUGACACCACCAGCCUCCGUUGAAAAGCCCUCCGCUCCACCCGUCAACAUCCUCCCAUCGCCCGCAGCUCGGAUCUACUCAGUUGCGCACCCAGUUCUCCUCCUGGCAUUGGGGGCUACUCGCUUCGAUGCCUUGGUAGCUGAUCCCGCCAAAGUGCUUACUUCCACCUUACCAUGGCUCACCAUGCUGCAACUCUUCUAUGUGAUCCUUUGUAUUCCGCCCGCAGGGUCAACACAGCCGACAGAGACCAGCACAUCCACCCCGGUUGAGGGAAAGCCAAGCCCUCGGUCAUCUAGCUCUGGUGGUGUUGUCCGCCAUGGAAAGCAUGGAAAACGAAGGCAGCAUGCUAAUGGCUGGGCGUGCAUUUGGUCCCGGUCACUGCCGGCUCUGCUUUCGCUCUCCCUGACCUUCUCCGUUGCCACCCCAGUUUUGACUGUCCUGCUCGUUCUGUUCGGUGCCCCGCUCACAACGCAUAACUUUGAGACCAUUCUGUGCGCGGCCCACAUGGCUGUUCUAUCUGCGACGGCCUUGAUCUAUGCCCACGGUCUGGAUCGCGCCGUGUGGAACGAAGUCUGGGGUAUUGCUCGUCCUGCCGAUGCAGUUUGGGGCAGUGCGCUAGGUACCGGCUUGGGAGCUUGGUUUGGUGCUAUCCCUAUUCCUCUUGACUGGGACCGACCUUGGCAGGCAUUCCCCAUCACGAUUCUCGUCGGGGCUUACAUUGGAUCUGCAGUUGGAUCUAUGAUCUCUCGUACCCCGCUCGUCUACGGCAAGCGUGUCAAAUUCACUUCGGAGGACUUGAGUGAGACCGAAAAGAAGACCAACUAG
Messenger RNA from Penicillium paradoxum, 864 nucleotides. Its product is annotated as PIG-F family protein. Gene Ontology annotation, cellular component: endoplasmic reticulum membrane. Bases 1 to 864 code for a protein of 287 amino acids. Lineage: Eukaryota; Fungi; Ascomycota; Eurotiomycetes; Eurotiales; Aspergillaceae. Gene Ontology annotation, biological process: GPI anchor biosynthetic process. The record is from RefSeq and is a predicted model, not a curated record. The transcript has 3 exons.